GGCCCUCACACCGUUCCUUCAAUUUUCUUGUUUACUUUUCCAAGCAAAUAAUUUUCUAAAAAAAUAAGCGUAAAUGUCUCUCGUCCAAACCCAACCAAGCCUUUCUCGCUGACAAGAAACACAUUGCCCUCACAAUGAACAUUAGACAAUGGCUGGCGGUCCCGGUGGUGCGGUAGGGGGACUUGGAGGCCUCGACAACGAUUCGCUGCUUUGGACCAUUAUCAUGGCUCCUUCGCCGCGUUUGGUGGUAUUCUCUUUGGGUAAGGUUCAACACUCGUUGCAUUUCCCCAUUGCACCCAUUUUACGCCCCUAUGACACUGGAACGAUUGGAGGCGUCAUUGCUAUGAAGGACUGGCUUAAUGUGUUCGGCUCGUAUGAUCCUUCCAUCGGUCAAUACCUCAAGACCAAUGACAAGUCCUUAGUGGUAUCCAUCCUGUCUGCCGGCACUUUCUUCGGCGCUCUCAUCUCGUUUCCCUUGGGCGAUCUCAUUGGUCGCAAGUACGGUUUGAUCUGUUCUUGCGUUAUCUUCUCUGUUGGAGUCGGCCUUCAGCUCUCGACAAAUUGGGCGACCUUCAUCGCUGGUCGUGUCGUUGCUGGUCUUGGAGGUGAGUUCCAAUUUACCCUUUCGGAUAAGGUUUUUAAGCUCGACCAAAUAUCAAAUUCACUGAUAUUCGAAAUUUCAAAUUUCUCCCUCCCCCCGCCCCGCCCUCCAGUUGGCGCUGUGUCUUGCCUCGUACCCAUGUACCAAUCCGAAUGCUCACCCAAGAAACUACGUGGUCUCAUCGUCGGUCUCUACCAAUUCGCCAUCACCAUCGGUGCUCUUCUUGCCGCUAUCGUUCUCAACGCAACCAAGAACCAAAACUCCCAUUCAUCUUGGCGUACACCCAUCGCCGUCCAAUUCGUAUGGGCUGCCAUCCUCGGUGGAGGUAUGCUGGCUCUUCCUGAAUCCCCUCGGUAUUUGCUCUAUAAGAAUAAUUGGGAAGCUGCGAGAUAUUCUCUUUCGCGUUUGAUUCUCAAGCCUGAGAAUUCACCAGAGGUGGAUACGGAGCUUGCUGAGAUUUCGCUCGCUCUUGAGGCUGAGCGUGCUUUGGGGGGUAACACAUAUCUGGAUUGCUUCAAGUUUACCGCAAACAAGAACUUCCUACGCACGAUGACGGGUAUUUGGUUACAAGCAUGGCAACAACUUACAGGGAUCAACUUCAUCUUCUACUACGGUACCACCUUCUUCAAGAGCGCCGGCAUCUCAAACAGUUUCAUCAUCACGAUCAUUUGCGACGUCGUCAAUACCUGCAUGACGAUCGUCGGUGUUCAACUGAUCGAUCGUGUGGGUCGUAGAAAGUUGAUGAUCAUCGGUGCUAUCGGUAUGAUGGUCUGCGAAUAUAUCGUCGCUAUCGUAGGCGUCACAGCUGGAAAGACUCAUUUCGACGUCUCCACGGGUCUAUCUCAAGCCGUAUCCGUCACCGCUCAACGAGUCCUUAUCGCUUUUGUAUGCUUUUACAUCUCAUUCUACGCUAUAUCUUGGGGACCCGUGGCGUGGGUAUUGACGGGUGAGAUAUUCCCCCUCGCCAUCCGUGCAAAGGGCAUGUCACUCGCCGUCGCUUCCAAUUGGCUCUGGAACUUUGGUAUAGGUUACGCUACGCCUUACCUCGUCGAUCCUUCCACGACGGGCGUGAACGCCGUCAAAGCAGCCAACUUAGGCGUCAAAGUUUUCUUCAUUUGGGGAUCGACGUGCGCUGGAUGUUUCCUCUUCGCCUACUUGUUCAUCCCGGAAACGAAAGGGCUUUCGCUGGAACAGAUCGACUUGUUGUAUCGUGAAUCGUCUGUGAUUCGUUCGAAUGCGUAUCGGAGGAGGAUGUUGGAAGCUGGAGAGACGUUUUUGCAUCAUGAUUUGGAGCAUGUGGAUGUGGAUAAGAGGGAUUUCGGGAUUUCGGGUGUUUCGGGUGUUGUUGUUCCGAAUGUUGGACAGCCUGUUAGUAAGGAGGUGGAGAUUGUUGAGAAAGAGAGUGCUUGAGAUUGGGUGCUUGACGCUAGUUCAGCCGGUGACAGUUUGAAACCCGUGCGAGAAUGUCAUGCAUGUUGACCUCAUAUAGUGCAGGCAGACGGCCAAUUUUAUGCCUCGUUCAGCAGAUGGGGUGGCUACCGCUCCUGCAUGCAAUGUUCCACCAUUGAUAUAUCUGUCGGGAAACUGAUACUCUGGCGCCCAAUUAAUAAGUCAUUUUGACCGGUCACUGUCAAUAGGGAU
This is a messenger RNA of Cantharellus anzutake, 2242 nucleotides long. RefSeq lists its product as uncharacterized. The transcript has 4 exons. NCBI's taxonomy places the organism in Eukaryota, Fungi, Basidiomycota, Agaricomycetes, Cantharellales, Hydnaceae. Gene Ontology annotation, biological process: transmembrane transport; carbohydrate transport. The coding region runs from base 149 to 2011 and encodes 620 amino acids. Gene Ontology annotation, cellular component: membrane. The record is from RefSeq and is a predicted model, not a curated record. Gene Ontology annotation, molecular function: carbohydrate:proton symporter activity.